AUGGGAGGCCAGACCGGCAAUCGGUCUUUUGCGGCGGAGCUCUCCAAGGGCGGCUUCGGCGACCUGCCUCUCCUGCAGGCGGGCGGCGUCGGGGGCGACCCGCAGGGGCUGCGCGACGCUCUCGACAUGGGGUACGCCGGCUGCCAGCUCGGCACUCGCUUUCUCGCGACGCACGAGGCGCGGGUGACGGACAGCUACAAGCGGGCGAUCGUGGACGCGAGCGCCGACGACAUCGUCUGGACGAAUAAGCUGGCGGGGACGAACUCCUCAGUCAUUCGCACGGCACAGGUGGAGCGGGGGGGGCUGCAGGUGAACGCGCUGGUCGCGUUCCUGCUGCAGAACCGCUGGACGAAGCUGCUGACCCGCACGCUGAUGCUGAGCCGCGCGAUGGAGACGUACAAGCGGGCCGCCUUUGAGGAGGAUUACGAGGUCUGGCAGGCGGGCAGGGGCGUUAGCAGCAUCCACGCCGUCGAGAGCUGUGAGCAGGUCCUGAGCAGAUUCGGCGAGGUCGCGCGGGCGUGA
Messenger RNA from Emiliania huxleyi CCMP1516, 522 nucleotides. RefSeq lists its product as hypothetical. Lineage: Eukaryota; Haptophyta; Isochrysidales; Noelaerhabdaceae. The record is from RefSeq and is a predicted model, not a curated record. Gene Ontology annotation, molecular function: nitronate monooxygenase activity. The transcript has 2 exons. The coding region runs from base 1 to 522 and encodes 173 amino acids.